Molecule: messenger RNA, 1710 nt
Organism: Bufo bufo (common toad)
Lineage: Eukaryota; Metazoa; Chordata; Amphibia; Anura; Bufonidae
Product: protein THEMIS-like
Exons: 4
Coding region: 1-1710 (569 amino acids)
Biological process (GO): T cell receptor signaling pathway
Source: RefSeq, a predicted model, not a curated record
AUGGAGUUCCAUGGCCAGGCAGCUGCAUGCAACCGUGACAUCAUCAAGCACAAUGUCAAUGAUGGAACAGGAUGGUGUUCCCAUUAUGAACUCUCUGGAAAUGAAUGCUCUCUUUCAACAGGAGAUGUUAUCAAAAUCACUGAAUUAAAAGUCAAGAAAGUCAUAGCAACUUACAAUGAAUACAGCAAGUUGCCUGCAGCAGAGCUUCCACCUGAUUUUCCAGGCUUGUUCUCAGUCAUGGCUGAUAAAAACCCAUAUCACUCCAUUGAAGAAAUCGUACAGGCACUACCUAUUGGACCCUUUGGCAAUCCAAACCUCUAUAGCGAUUCUGAGAUUCAUAUAGGAGACAUAACCAUCGACAAAGGCAAAGCCAUCAUAUUCAACUCUGUGGAAGAAAUAAAUGGAGUCAAGUCAAUCAUAUGUAAAGUGACAAUAGAGGGAACAGAUCAUUCAUUUAUUCUACCUCUGUCCCAUACUGGAAAGUUUUAUGAGUGCCAGGAUGAAAGAAUUUAUACACUCAAAGAGAUUGUAGACUGGAAAAUCCCAAAGAACAGGGCCAGGACUGUAAUACUUAAAGAUAUCAUAGGAAAUUGCACGAGUCAAAAACUUUGCUACAGUGCUUUCAUUAAAGGAAUGAUGGUUGUAAAGCCUGUCUAUGAACUAAAGGUACUGACGCAAUAUGGAGAGUUUUUUAACCUCGCGUCAGAUCUAGAUGUGGAAGUUUUAGAUAUUACCCAACACUGUGAUUUAACACUCUUCACCCAAAUAUUAACUACUCAGGAUAUCUUUGAAAAAACAACCAAUGAAUUUCCACUAAUUGUAGAAAUUCUAGAAGGGCCAUUAAAACAUUGCAAAUCUUACAAAGCAUUAAGAUGUGGCAGAAGGAUCAUUGUUCACAAAAAGUAUCAAGCUGAUAGAAUUAUUGCCUCAGAGUCAAGAAGUGAUACUCCAAAGAGACAUUUUCUUAUUCCAUCCAGCUACACAGGAAAAUUUAAAAGGAGACCCCGCUUCUUCCCAACUGUCUUUGACCUUAAUAUCACCAAGAGAGAAAUGACUGACCUAUAUGUGGUAGCAACAAAAUCAUUUCAUACAGUACAUACAGAAUUUUCAUCACUGAAUGUUGGAGACAUGUUGCAGGUAAAGAUGUUUACAUCCUGUGAAGUCCUUUGUGAAGGAACAAAAACUAUUAUAGAUACCCUGGAAUGUAUAAAGACGAAUGAUGGAAACUCUGUGAAAGUCAUUCUUCCACUCUAUGUAGAAGGUGGCUUCAUGGAGAUUGUGCACGAUAGCAAACAAUACUCCCUAUCAGAACUUUGCAAUCAUUUUCAGCUACCUUUGAAUGUAAAGGUCUCAGUCAGGGACCUGUUUACAGUAGGAGAGGACAUUUUAGCCAACACAUCAGUAUUAAAACUGGAAGAGCACAUUACAGACUCAUAUUUACUUGUUAGUUUAUGUGACAAACCUGAAGAUGUUUGGGAACUUCCAGUGUUUCGGCUAAAAAUUUCUUUUCUAGUCAUUGAUCAUUUUAAAGGCAAAGUAUUUUCUCUACCAACAAAAACUAACAUAGAAGAAAUUAAUGAAGAGGAAUAUUAUAUGGUGAGAAGAUAUGAAAACCAUGUUCAGCUCCCACCACCACGACCUCCAAAGACUCCAUCAUAUAUAAGUAACUCUGGACCAAAUAUUGCAAAACAGGUAACUUUUUAUGAUUAA